Molecule: messenger RNA, 1780 nt
Organism: Wallemia mellicola CBS 633.66
Lineage: Eukaryota; Fungi; Basidiomycota; Wallemiomycetes; Wallemiales; Wallemiaceae
Product: HbrB-domain-containing protein
Exons: 3
Coding region: 217-1779 (520 amino acids)
Biological process (GO): TORC2 signaling
Cellular component (GO): TORC2 complex
Source: RefSeq, a predicted model, not a curated record
UCCAAACCUGGUAAUAGCUCAAAGUAUAACCCAACGUCUCCAUCAUUCGCACAUGCACCUUCUAGUGCUAACACCACUACUUUCACCAGUAGCGUCAAUCCUUCUGGAUCAUCUAAAGGUGGUCUUACCAAGGAUAUUUCUACCGUUUUAGAGUUUAAUGGUGACGCAUGGCAAGCCCUCUGCGUUAAAGUCUUACCUUUAUUCAAUGGUGAGAAUAUGAUUACACCAAUUGAGGACCUGAAUACACUAGUAAUACUGCAUAUUAAAGAUACAAUCGCUCGUUCGAAACCAUCACGCGUUAUUGAAUCACUAUCAAGCGAUUUCAAUGCCCUGAUUAGCAAUGGUAUGCUCACUUUACGAGCAAAAUUAUCACAGCAUGUAGACGAAGGUAGCGAGCGUUUAGCGACACGGCUCACAGAAAUAUGGACAUUCUUUUUUGGUCAAGUUCUACCACUGCUUGAGGGUGUCUUUUUACCUUAUAGCACUGAUGAUCAUAUUCAAGCUCUGUCAAAGUCCUCCACAGUCAACUCUGUCAAAGCUAACGAAGGAUCUAACCAUAAUCACUCUUAUUCAAUUGAUUCUGACAAUUUGAAAUCAAAACACUCAACGGCAGCGUCAGUUAUGAAUGUACGCAAAUCUGUUUUAAGAGGAUUCAGAGACCAGCUGAUUAUACCACUGUUUUCUUCACUUGAGAAGUUGUUCUUGGAUCUAUGCGAUGAUGUCAUUCCAGCUACGCCUACAUCAGGUGGCCUCCAAUCAAAGCAGUCUUUAUCUUCAUUGAAAUCAGCCCAUCAGGCGAUUCCCGAUUCUUUGCCUUCAACAGCAGCGGCGAUUGCUGCGAGUUCAUCACAACCGACGACGAGCGCGUUCAGUCCAGUCCCCCGUUUACAGCAAAUGACUUUAGUAUUGUCAUCAAUUCGUGCAUUUGACAAUGCUCAGGAUAAUGUAGAAAGACUAGCUAGAAUUCUGAGAAGAUGCUACGUUGACGACGUUCAGGAUCAACCUACUUCAAGUUCUGCUGGUAGUUUGUUAUUCAGAUCAACACAGACAAGUAUGAGUAUGUCACCCUUUGCUGAGCGUUUACUGGGUAAGAGAAGAGAUAGAAGGGGCUGGAUCCGUAAAAAGUCUAGUAAUGCAAAUGCAUCCAGUACUGACGAUCAUCUUGACGAUGUCGGCGGUGGACUUUACGAAUUAUCUUUAGAACGUGAACCUACGCAAAGAGACAGUGAAGAUGAAUGGUUAGAUACACUACGAUCACCAAAUGUGUCCCCAGCAUAUGUCAGUACACCAACGACGAACACGCAUGCUACAGAAAAGCAGCGAAACAAACCACCACCUAUUAUAGCGCCUCGGGGCUCAAGCUUGGCAUUUGCUGGCAAUGCAGAUGAUGCCAGCUCGUCCGACGAAGAUGAUUUGUCAGUUGAAUUUCGACCAGUCGAUGAAUUACCGCGUGUGAGCACACAACCAGACCUUAGCAGGGUAAAUGAGGAUGAUUCGAAUGAUUCGGAAGGUGCAGAAUACUUGGGACAGAGAUUGAUGGGUGAAGGAAGUCGAUCAAGUGAGGAAAAGACACAAGAAACUGUAGUCCAACUCGCAAGGUCACCGGUUGAGGAUUCGUUAAAGAGAUGGGAGAGAGCCCAGAAGGAGCUUGAAGAAAUGCUAGGUAUGAAUGACGAACCAACGCCGACACUGAAUAGUGAUCACCGUUUUAGCAAGCCAUUACCACCAUCACCGAAACUUGUUGGUCUCGAUCUGGAAUCCGAGCCUGAAGAAGAGUAAA